Molecule: messenger RNA, 3570 nt
Organism: Acomys russatus (golden spiny mouse)
Lineage: Eukaryota; Metazoa; Chordata; Mammalia; Rodentia; Muridae
Product: integrin alpha-D-like
Exons: 32
Coding region: 1-3570 (1189 amino acids)
Biological process (GO): cell-cell adhesion; cell adhesion mediated by integrin; integrin-mediated signaling pathway
Cellular component (GO): integrin complex; external side of plasma membrane
Molecular function (GO): integrin binding
Source: RefSeq, a predicted model, not a curated record
AUGGCGUGUCAAUCAGAUCGCUCUCGCUACAAGAAAAUGAAGCGACCCACAAUGCUCUGCUCAGUGAUGGCUUGUGGACUGGCGAUCCUUCUGUGUGGCUGGGUCCUGGCUUCCUGUGAUGGGUCCAACCUGGAUGUGGAGAAGCCCACAGUAUUCAGAGAGGAUGCAGCUGGCUUUGGGCAGACCGUGGUUCAGUUCGGUGGAUCUCGACUUGUGGUGGGAGCCCCUCUGGAGGUAGUGGCGAUCAACCAAACAGGACAGUUGUACAACUGUGCACCUGCCACUGGCAUGUGCCAACCCAUCUUACUGCCCGUUCCCCUAGGGGCAGUGAACAUGUCCCUGGGCCUGUCUCUGGUGGCUGCCACCAACCACUCCCAAUUGCUGGCCUGUGGUCCCACUGUGCAGAGAGCAUGUGCGAAGAACAUGUAUGUAAAAGGUUCCUGCCUCCUUCUAGGCCCCGGCUUGCAGUUGACCCAGGUGGUUCCUGCUACCCUGCCAGAGUGUCCAGGACAAGAGACGGAUGUUGCUUUCCUGAUUGAUGGCUCUGGCAGCAUUGAUCAAAAGGACUUCAACCAGAUGAAGGACUUUGUCAAAGCUCUGAUGGGCCAGGUUGCGAGCAGCAGCACCUCGUUCUCCCUGAUGCAGUACUCAAACCUCCUACAGACCCAUUUUACCUUCAACGAGUUCUGGAAGAGCAUGAGUCCUCAUAGCCUGGUGGACCCCAUCGUCCAGCUGAAAGGCCUGACGUUCACAGCCACAGCCAUCCGGGAAGUGGUGCAAGAGCUAUUUCAUAGCAAGAACGGGGCUCGCAAAAGGGCCAAGAAGAUCCUAAUUGUCAUCACAGAUGGGCAGAAAUACCGAGAUCCCCUGAAGUACAGUGAUGUCAUCCCCGAGGCAGAGAAAGCUAAUGUCGUCCGCUAUGCUAUAGGGGUGGGAGACGCCUUCCAGGAACCCACCGCCCUGGAGGAGCUGAACACCAUUGGCUCAGCUCCUCCACAGGACCACGUGUUCCAGGUGGGCAGCUUUUUAGCACUUGGCAGCAUCCAGAAACAGCUUCAGGAGAAAAUCUUUGCCAUCGAGGGAACCCAACUGAAUUCCAGUAGCUCCUUUCAGCAUGAGAUGUCACAAGAAGGCUUCAGUUCAGCUCUCUCAAUGAAUGGACCAGUUCUAGGGGCUGUGGGAAGCUUCAGCUGGUCUGGAGGUGCCUUCAUAUACCCCCCAAAUAUGAGGCCCACUUUCAUCAAUAUGUCUCAGGAGAAUGUGGACAUGAGUGAUGCUUACCUGGGUUACUCCACCGCACUGGCCAUUUGGAAGGGGGUCCACAGCCUGGUCCUGGGGGCCCCUCGCCAUCAGCACAUGGGGAAGGUCGUCAUCUUUACCCAGGAAUCCGGGCAAUGGAAGGCCGAGUCUGAAGUCAGAGGGACACAGAUUGGCUCCUACUUUGGGGCCUCCCUCUGUUCUGUGGACAUGAAUAGAGAUGGCAGCACUGACUUGGUCCUGAUUGGUGCCCCCCACUACUAUGAGCAGACUCGAGGCGGGCAGGUAUCAGUGUGCCCCAUGCCCGAUGAGAGGAGCAGGUGGCAGUGUAAGGCCACUCUCCGUGGGGAGCAGGGCCAUCCUUGGGGCCGCUUUGGGGCGGCUCUGACAGUGCUAGGGGACGUGAAUGGGGACGGUCUGAUAGACGUGGCUAUUGGUGCCCCUGGAGAGGAGGAGAACAGAGGCGCCAUCUACGUAUUUCACGGAGCCUCGAAACUGGACAUCGCUCUCUCGCCCAGCCAGCGGGUCGCUGGAUCCCAGUUCUCUCCGAGGCUCCAAUAUUUUGGGCAGUCAUUAAGUGGGGGUCAGGACCUUACGCAGGAUGGCCUGGUGGACCUGGCUGUGGGAGCCCAGGGGCACGUGCUGCUGCUCAGGAGUCUGCCUUUGCUGAAAGUGGAGGUCUCCAUAAGAUUUGCCCCCGUGGAGGUGGCAAAGUCUGUGCACCAGUGCUGGAAUAGAACUCCCACUGCCCUCGAAGCUGGCAAGGCCACUGUCUGCCUCACCAUCCACAAAGGUUCACCUGACCAGCUAGGUGAUGUCCAAAGCUCUGUCAGGUAUGACCUGACAUUGGAUCCAGGUCGUCUGAUUUCUCGAGCCAUUUUUGAUGAGACUAAGAACUGGACUUUGACUCGGAGAAAGACUCUGGGGCUUGGUGAUCACUGUGAAACAGUGAAGCUGCUUUUGCCAGACUGUGUGGAGGACGUGGUGAACCCUAUCAUCCUGCGCCUCAACUUUUCCCUGGCAAGAGACCCUGCUUCAUCCAGGAAUCUUCGUCCUGUGCUGGCUGCAGGCUCACAAGAUGACGUGACUUCUUCUCUCCCAUUUGAGAAGAACUGUAAGCAAGAGCUCCUGUGUGAGGGGGACCUGGGCGUCAGCUUUAACUUCUCGGGCCUGCAGAUGAUGGCAGUGGGAAGGGACUCAGAGCUCACCGUGACAGUGACCGUGUGGAAUGAUGGGGAGGACAGCUACGGCACUUUAAUCAAGUUCUACUACCCAGCAGGGCUGUCUUACCGACGGGCGACAGGAACACAGAAGCAACCUCAUCAGCGCCCACUACGCUUGGCAUGUGAGGCUGAGCCCACUGACAAGGAAAGCCUGAGGAGUACCAGCUGUAGCAUCAACCACCCCGUCUUCCGGGAAGGUGCAAAGAGCACCUUCAUGGUCACCUUUGAUGUCUCCUCCAAGGUCUUCCUGGGAGACAGGUUGCUUCUGAGGGCCAGUGCGAGCAGUGAGAAUAAUAAGCCUGAAACCAACACGACUUCCUUCCAGCUGCAGCUCCCGGUGAAGUACACUGUGUACACAGUGAUUAGCAGGCAGGACGAUUCCACCAAGCAUUUCAACUUUUCGUCUUCCAAUGGGCAGAGAAGGAAAGAAGCCGAGCACCGGUAUCGUGUGAAUAACUUGAGUCAGAGGGAGCUGGCCGUCACUGUUCACUUCUGGGUCCCCGUCCUUCUGAACGGCGUGGCUGUGUGGGAUGUGGCUGUGAAGAGCCCAGCACAGGGUGUCUCUUGUGUGUCACAGAGGGAACCUCCUCAGAAUUCUGACUUUCUGACCCAGAUUCAAAGGCGUUCUGUGCUGGACUGCUCCAUUGCCGACUGCCUGCACCUCCGCUGUGACAUCCCCUCCUUGGGCAUUCAGGACGAGCUUGACUUCAUUCUGAAGGGCAACCUCAGCUUCGGCUGGGUCAGUCAGACUUUGCAGAAAAAGGUGUUGCUCACGAGUGUGGCCGAAAUCACCUUCAACACGUCUGUGUACUCCCAACUGUCGGGACAGGAGGCAUUUCUGAGAGCCCAGGUGGAGACAGUGCUAGAAGAAUUGGAGGUCUACGAGCCCACCUUCCUCCUAGUGGGCAGCUCAUUGGGAGGUCUGCUGUUGCUGGCUCUCAUCACAGCGGCACUUUACAAGCUUGGCUUUUUCAAACGUCAGUACAAAGAAAUGCUGGACGCCAAUGCCGCACGGCAUCUUGAAGACCCUGCCGCGGCCGGCGAGGCAGGUGGCAGCUAUGAGACUCCUCCACAUCUGCUUGCGUCCUAG